GUCGGGUAGUUGACGUGAUUGGGAGUAGCCAGCGGCAGGGUUUGAGCAGCUUGGGCCUUUGCAAUGGAGGUGGAGCAGGAGCUGGAGACGCGGCUGCGGCAGCUACUGGCAGAAGAUGCCUCGCAGGGCUUUCGGUCCCUUCACGCACGGCUCAAGCAGGAGCCCGCUUUUGCAGAGCUGCCUCUGAGAAAGGUGCAGACUUCUUUGCAGCAGCUGCGGCAGACGUGCGCAGGGCCGGGAGAGAACCUGUGGACGGCUGCCAGCGAUGGGGACAUCGCCCGCGUGGAAGAGCUGAUCACACUUGAUGGAUUCGCGCCCAGCUCUCAGGAUGAGAACGGCUACACGCCGGUCAUGGCAGCUGCGUCUUGGGGCCAUGCCCAGCUGCUGUCUCAGCUCUUGGCGCGGGAGCCACUCAGCGUCCACGUGGCCGACAGCGACGGAGACACGGCGCUGCACCACGUGGCCCAGGCCACGGAGCUGGAGGCGGAGCAUAUCCAGCCGGUGCUGCAACUCCUGCUGGCGGCCAAGGCAGAUGUGGCGCUGAGGAAUGCCGAAGGCAAGACCUGCAUUGACUGCUGCGCGACGAUGCCAGAAGAGGGAGAGGAGGAGCAAGAGCCUGAGAUCAAUUUGACCUUCUUGAAAGUUCUGGAAGAGCUGGGCGUCAAGGUUGCCUCGUGAGGGAUCCCUGCGUCGGGAUGGUUCCUUCAGCGCCCGGCUUGUUUCGC
Effrenium voratum is the source of this 725-nucleotide messenger RNA. NCBI's taxonomy places the organism in Eukaryota, Dinophyceae, Suessiales, Symbiodiniaceae. The record is from the annotation of a GenBank genome assembly.